AUGUUAAACAACACUACAUUUACGAACGCGACAAACAGCACAAAUGGCACUGGAGCUGGACAUGGGCCUCGACUUCCUCCUUCCCGCCAAGUUGAUGUCGUUGCUAUGGUCUUCAGUGUCUUCUUUUGCAUCCUUGCCUUGAUGAUUGUGUUUGGAAACUCGUUAGUUAUCGGUGCAUUCCGCGUUAACAGACGACUUCGCACGACAACCAAUCUGCUUUUGAUGUCCUUAGCCAUCGCUGAUUUGCUGAUCGGAACGGUCUCUGUGCCGCUAUGGGUUUAUAUAUCUGUGACAUAUACAUUUCAAGGUCCAUUGUAUGAUUUUUAUUUGACUUUUGAUGUCAUCUGCGGCGUGUCUUCGAUCCUAAAUCUCACUGCCAUCAGCCAAGAGAGGUGUUAUGCUCUACUUCACCCGAUAAAGCAUCGAAACAUCCGAAAACGUAAGUCACAAUAUUCCUUACAUGUACUUCAGUGAGGCCGAGCGGUUAGAGCGCGGGACUUGAAAUUCGGAGGCCCCGAGUUCAAGUCCCGCCUUGACUAUUAGCUGGAUUUGUUCUCUGCAGUCCCGAGUUCAAUCCUUGGCACGCUCGUGAAAUAGCCAACUGGUUCGCCUCCUACCAGUUGGGAUUUUUAACAUGAUGUUACGUUCAAUUUAAGGUCAUUCCCUUGAAAUUGUUCUACUAUCAGACCUUUUUCGAAACUUGGCAUAAUCAACAUUCAUGAUAUGAACAUUACAAAAAUUCAAUAAAAAGAUUGGGUCACCGUGCUUGUUUACAAGUCAGCAGACUCUUAAACUGGGGUAUUUUUACUGGUGUUCGUUAAAAAUUCGAAUCCCCUUCUUACAGAAUUAAGUCUUUGUUACUUGAAACACACAAGAUUUUAUCUUGAACAUAAGGCGUCUCUUAUUCAGUUAAGCAGUAUUGCUUCAUUUAAUUCGUUUUUCAUUGGCUGGUUGUGGGGAUAUUGCUUUUUUCGGACAGUUCCGUGGUUAGCUUGAUGUCCUCGCCUUGACCCAAAUACACCAAAUACGAAAAUAUUUUUCCCCCAAAAAAUCAUGUUCUACUAUCAAGCUUUUUUUGUUUUUCAAAUAUGUUCGUUAUUAGACUAUUUUUAGCAAAAUACUGGGGGAAAAAAUCGAGGUUCACCGUGCUUGUUUCCUCACAAACUGCAGUGAAAGGUGGACAUGGUUUUGAGAUCGCAGUCAGGAUGGAUAAUUUGCGCGUCGGGGACUGGGGCGAGAUACAAAAUAACGCCCAUCGUUUUCGAAGUAUGCACUAGAGAUCAAGCUUGUUUUCUGUUGUCUUUAUGUGUCUGAUAUAUAUCGCCAACACAGAAAUUCAAACUUGAAAAGAGUACAUUAAAUACCAAGGAAUGAGGUAAGUCAAGAUUUGAUGAGAUUCUGGAGUUAUGAUCAAUCUUUAUUUUGGACUAUUUUGUACCGCCGGCGUUCUGUUUAAUUCCAGUGAGCUAGGGUUUGAUUUUUUUGCUUUUGGACAAUAAUACUUGACAAAAAACUGGAAGAAAAGACUAUUGAUUCGAUACGUCAUAUGUUCGCUUGUUUGGUUUCAUACAUAGCAAAAUGUGAAUUCAGCAGCAAACUUCGUGUUUACGUCAAAGUCUGGUCUCUCUCGCGUGGUUCUGGUGCUACGGUGGGUCUUUGCAGACAUAUCCUUAGGUUCGAUUACCGCCACUUUCCUGAGUCUGGUCUUCUAUUGAACCUUUUAGUGUGUGGUAUCGCGCUCUUGCGACUCAGUAGCAAAAUGCAACAUGACACGUAAAAAAUAUCUCACGAUUAAGCAAUAGAAAACGUUUUCCGUGUUUGAAUAGCCUGAUAUAAACACGAGAGGGGUUGAGAGAGGGAAUUCUCCCAAAGCCUCGAGUGUUUAUAUCAGGCUACGCAAACUCAGGAAAAAAAGUUUUCUAUUGCUUUUAUAAAAUAACUUUCCCGAGAAAAAAUGCUAACCUCUUUGUAUGGCUCUGAUUAAAAGAGAAAUUUUUACCAGUCGCAAAGUCUUGUCCACGAAGUCUUGCACGCGUAAUCAGUUCUUGUUGUGCAAAAAGAUGCUUUCCAAAAUACGGAUUUUUCUCGCUUAAAAUGCCAGCUUAAGCGACGAAAAAUUGACACACCUUCUUUGUAAAGAUUUUCCAAGUUUCAGCCGACGAAGGAAUGGGUAAAUAAAGUAAACUUGUAGAGUUUUGAACUCGAAAACUAUAUCAAAUUCGUGCUUGCGUGAUUAGGGGGCGAAAAGCAAAACAUCUUGACGCCACAAUCAUGUUUACAUACUCUCAUGCAAACACUCCUCUCGGCCAAUCAGAGCGCGCGUACUAUCUUAUUUAUUUUAUAAAUAGAGAAUACUUCAUGGAAAGUGCUGGCGUACGGUAUUUACGCACGAGUUGUUGAGGUAUCAGAAAUCGAGCGAGUGAGCGCAGCGAACGAGUAAGAUUUCUGAUACAAAAACAACGAGUAAGUAAAUACCGUACAAAGCACUUUCCAUGUGGUAUUGUGUUUAUUAUAUACAUACUGAGACAUUCAUCAUUUUGGCGGCCUUUUUAUUUUAAAUUUUCAAAAAUGCUAAUAUUUGCCGCUACACACUUACUGCAAAAUGACAACGAAAACGAAGUAUAAGCUUUUUCGUAAAAACGUUUGUUAAAAACAUAAAUGACGGUGAGGAUAUCAGGUAAUCCAAGAACUAUAAGUAAUCUUAACUGUUUGUUCUCAAUGCACAAUUGAAAAUGAGUGAAUUUAAGUAAAAUGGCCGGUUUCAAUAUAAGCUUAAGCUUAAAUGAAAGGCAAAGUAGCUCCGACAAAAAGCACAACAAAAGCUUACAUCUCGUUCUGUUUAUCCCUUUCCGCUGUUGUUUCGCCGGCUCUCUACCGUUUUCUUUAUCGACAGUGAAACAAAGGAAACUAUUCUACUCCAUUUCCGAAAUGUUUUUCACUUUUUUAGCGAGAAAAACUCUGAGUAAAACUUUUCUCGUUAAAUGUGUGCGAGGCGGCGCUGCAAGCUGCAAUAAAAGGCGGGAAUUUUGGCGCGAAACUCACACACCUCUGUGGCUUCUGAUUGGACGUAUCAUUUUUCUCACACGUGGAAAAACAUCGUUCGCGAUUCUGAUUGGACGUAUCAUUUUUUUCAUGUGUGAAAACCAUCGUUCGCUCCUCUGAUUGGCUAGAACUAAUUUACGUACGAAAAUUUACGACGUAGCUUUUUGGUGAGUAUUUCUCAGUAUGUAUAUAAUAAUACUACAUACUAAACCGUCCAAUAAGUUAUGAGUCACCUUUUGACCAUUUGUCUAUUUGCUGUUUACAGGGUCUGUGGUAGCCAUAAUCGUCGUCGUAUGGAUUCUGUCGUCAUUAGCUGGAUCAAUGAUACCCGUGGAACAAGAGAAAUUCUAUGGCAUAAUUGUAACUGUCGCAUUCUUCUUCACACCACUCAUCGUUAUUUUGGUAGCUUAUGGUACGAUCUUUCACAUAGCUAGAGCGCAUGCACGAGGCAGAGGCGUCAGUUCGUUCAAAAAGGUAAUAUGCUAUGCUAUUGGUAUUGAUAGUCACAGGAAAUCUACCACUGGACCGUACUGUCUGUAUGAUCAUUGUCAUGUGUACUUUUUCUCGAUUGUACCCAGUGCUGAAUGCCAGUGAUCAUAGUCCAUGUUUUGGUAAUAUGUUACAAUCUCAUGAAAAUUAUAGCUAACGUUAUUAAGAAACAGAUAUACAGUCAAACCUGUAUUAUGCGGUCACCCGUUGGGAAUGGCUUACCGACCGCUUAAUACAGUUUGACGGUUUAACACAACUUUGACAAACCUAAGAGUUGUUUAAUCAAAUAAAGAUGGUGAAAGAGCGAACCCGCGACAAAACUACCUCAAAGUGCCUCUACCUUUUCGUGUGCCAAAAAAGGAAGUAAGAGACCAGUAAACGCCAACAUUGUGCAUAUUGUCAAAGUGACCGUCUAAUAGUAACGUAACCACCUAAUGGAGGUGACCGCUUAAUUCAUUUCAGUUUUACAGUAACUGAGGGAAAUGAUUUCCGGGAUAUAGUCAAACCUCUUCAGACAGACACCUCUAUUACUUACAGCUCACUUGCUCUCAAAGAUAGUACACUUCAUACAGUUCCCAUGGGUAUAAUAGUGGACACCUUUAUUGUGCGUACUUAGACUUUGUCCCUUUGGUGUUCUCACCGUAAAGAAGUUCCCAUGCUUUCCCAGUGGCAGAUAUAAAGUAACUUAGCAUGAUAAAUACACUACACAAAGACAAGUUGUUAAAACUGUACUGGGACAGCAAAUCAAAACAUUUCCAAAUACUCUAACCGCCCUCGUCGCAUCGCGUUCAUCAGUCGUCGGAUUUUGUCGACCACGUUAUCUUUCAUUACUUGACUAUUCAAUGACGCUGAAUAUUGGUGUUGAUUUUAGGCACGUGCACUAUCCCCCUUUAAUGUAGGGUUAUCACUGUCAAAGCUCUACAAACAUUAGCAACAAACAGUUCUUAAUCAGUUUCAUGGAGUGACGUACACGCACAUACAACAUUACUAAUGACCAAAAAAAAAAAAACAUUACUAAUGACGGCUAACCAACAGUGGUGUGCGCAACACAAAGAAACGCACAUUGAACAACGCAAUAUGAUAGUCACUUGACGGGAGACCACAAAAAAAAAAUAUAAAGAAGUACCACUGACUAACACAAAGAGAAUUUUCUCGUUGGUCAGAUAACUUUCACUGACGCUUUUCUCCUGUUGUUGUUCUUGUUGUUAUUUUUUCUUUGCUUUCUUUUUCUGCUCUCAAAAUCACGUUUAACUUAAUAUUUUUUGUUCAUCUUUUGAUUGAUCUGGAUUUUUGCACAGAUGAGUAGAUUAUUUGUCGUUUUUACCAUUGAAAUGGACGUUCUUUUCACACCGUGUUUUGUUUGCUUUAAUGAUUUUACUAUAAGCCACAGUUUAACGAUGUUGCUUUUGUUUCAGGAUUUGCGCAUUGCUACAACAGUAGCCGUAGUCAUUGGCCUUUUUGUCAUCUGCUGGACUCCAUUUUUUGGUAUCAACUUCGCGUUCGCGGUUUGUAUAGCCACACUGUUCAAGGGAGCUGGUUGUCCAGGCCUUCCGACUUUGCCAACGUGGAUUUUUUCCGUAAGCAAGUGGCUUCAGUACGGGAAUUCGGUUUGUAAUCCCGUCAUUUAUGGCUUCCGCAACAAAGAUUUUCGGCGAGCGUUUCGAAAGAUUUUACUCGGAUUGUGUUGUAAAAAGGUGCGGCUGUCAGAUUACAGCAAGAGCGCGUACGGACGCACGGUACGAAGCGCUUACUUACGCCGAGAAUCAAGCUUUGAAAACUCGCGAUCAGUCAUUUUCCCUCCCAACGUACCGCUUGGAAUGUUUGACAUGCGGGACAGCUACCGUAAGGCGAUACAAAGCGGACGCAGCAAGCCGAUUAAGCUUAAAUUUACACCAAAGAAAAGUGUGGCAAAUGGUCUGCUAUCGAUAAACGUUGACGCCUUUCGCACUUCAAAUGAAUUUACUUCCAGUACGAGUGUCUGGAAUUCGUCUUCCGAGGCUUCCGUCUCUCCAGCGGAGCUUUGUAACCCUGCCUUCGAGGAGGACGAUCAAACCGAUAUCUGCCCUAUUGAUCAAGCGAUACCGGUGAGAGAUUCUAACGAUAACAUCUCCUCACAAUCAACUAAUUCUAUGUAUAAGAGUUCCUCAAAAGGAUCUGUGCAUAGCGACCAAGCCUAUGUUCGAUUUUCGGAUUCCAAAACCAAGGAAAAGGAUAGCGAACCCAAAACUUUUGCUAACCUUGGUUCUGCUUUGGAAAGGAAAAGGUCAUUAUCGGAGAUAUUUCUACGUACGACCAGUGCUAAAGACAGUCUCAAAAGAAAACUGCGGUCGCGAUUAUCCUUUCACAAGAACUGA
Molecule: messenger RNA, 5885 nt
Organism: Porites lobata
Lineage: Eukaryota; Metazoa; Cnidaria; Anthozoa; Scleractinia; Poritidae
Source: the annotation of a GenBank genome assembly